This is a messenger RNA of Eufriesea mexicana, 1024 nucleotides long. RefSeq names its product S-adenosylmethionine mitochondrial carrier protein. The record is from RefSeq and is a predicted model, not a curated record. The transcript is spliced from 7 exons. Lineage: Eukaryota; Metazoa; Arthropoda; Insecta; Hymenoptera; Apidae. The coding region runs from base 142 to 912 and encodes 256 amino acids.
GUUGUUAUGUUGGUGUAAUACCUGAAAUAUAAUAUUGAAGGAAGCAUUUUCCAAGCUGCUUUUUAAAAUAUUUUGAGACAUGUUUGUGGAUGAUCAAAUGGAAAUAUAAAUCUUUCGAGAUUCCCGCCCAAAGGAGUGUCAAUGAAAUUCAAGUCAGGUGCUCUCGCAGGAACUACAUGCGAUUUUAUAUCAUAUCCUUUGGAUACACUUAAAACGCGAUUACAAAGUCAACAUGGUUUCUUAAGAUCUGGUGGUUUCAAUCAAUUGUACAAGGGUUUAGGUCCCGUAAUGAUAGGAUCCGCUCCAUCGGCUUCUCUAUUUUUUAUAACUUAUGAAGGUUUAAAAGAAGUAUUUCAACCUCGAAUACCAGAUCAAUAUCACUCAAUUAUACAUAUGACUGCCGCGUCAUUGGGAGAAAUGGCUGCAUGUUUUAUUCGAGUCCCAGUAGAAGUAGUGAAGCAAAGAAGACAAGCACUUUUAAGCGAUUCACAUAAAUUACCACUAAGAACUUUAUAUCGUGGUUAUGGAAGUACUGUAAUACGAGAUUUACCAUUUGGCUUAAUUCAGAUGCCACUCUGGGAAUAUUUUAAACUCUAUUGGAAAAGACAUGUGAAACGUGAAUGCACGCCUCUAGAGAGUGCUAUAUGCGGAUCGAUAUCAGUUGCUAUAUCUGCAAUACUAACAACACCUUUAGAUGUUGCAAAAACUAGAAUAAUGCUAUCAAAUAUGACAGUCGCAAAAGAUGAAGUAAAAAUAUCCAUAAUGUUAAAUAAAAUUUAUCGCGAAAAUGGCCUUAAGGGGUUAUUUGCAGGUUUUCUUCCAAGAGUCGGUGGUUUUACUAUUAGCGGUUUUAUAUUUUUUGGUGUUUAUGAUAAAGUUAAGGAAAUUUGUAUUUCGAUUUUACCACCAUAAUGUUAUGAAAAAUAUGUUUACAAAUUUAAAUUAUGAUUAAUAUCUUGUCAAAUGAUUGUUAUAUAGUUAAAGUAUAACGUAAGAAAAGUGUUAAAGAAAAUUAGAAUUUGAG